GCUCCGGUGCGGACUUUGAGAGUUGUUUGGUGGUUGGUGUCUUAAGCGACGAACGGAGCUAACCGAAUUGCGCGCUUUCAAUGGUGCCUUUUCCAAACUUCCUGAAUCUGAUUCCUGAGCAGAUUUGAGCUGCGCCGUCCCUCUUCGAAUCGGUGUGUGUGCGCGUUUUGGGUUAGUUGACCAACUCCAUUCCUCUGUUGCUGUUGGAUGCUGUCUGCUGUUUACGCGUCAAGUCAAUGCUGCGGACGCUCUUGAUGUGUUUGCUUCCGGUCGCAAUUGUCCUAUAGCUGCGCGAGUUAUCCUUCAUUCUGAGUAGAAGGCAAAUGACUAUGGUCUGCUGAUCUCUAUACAAUUGAAGUGAACGUGUCGAAACUAUUCAAAGCGAUGGUUUGAUUGUAAUCCUUGCCGAAUCGAUGGCUAAUAAUUUCUACUUGAAGAAAAUUUCUUGUACAGUGGGUUGUCCUGCGCCGCUAUUAUAUGUAUGUGAUGCUGGACUCCAUAGGGUGCAGGAAAUACAUAUCCCCCGCGAGAUGCAGUUGGCACGACAGAGGGUACCCGCUAUCCUUACACACCACACCCCUUGCGUACAGAGCCCAGCCCUUACGUAUAGAGCCCAACCUUCCUUGCCUAUUUCCCUUAUUUUCCCUGUCCGUUUUCCAAAUUGUACACAAACACAACGAAAACCGUUUGAACGCUGGUAAGGAAAGCCACAGGAGCUAUGAGAAAAUGGUUGAUAAAUAAGGCGCGUGGUAAAAACUCUGGCAGAGAAAAAAAUGGUAAAAUGUUUUCCAUACUCAAAAUUGCAUGUCAGUGGUACAUGUGCCUAUCGUUCUAAUCGAAAUAGUCGAAAAUUAAACCAAAUGAUGGUUUCCCUUUUUGUUAGUUCCCGAUUUUCUAAUAAUAAUAGAAAAAAGCGAUCAGCAGAUAUCAAAAAAAGCGACAAAUUCAUCGCAAAUCCGUUCUGCCCUCAAGUCAGCGGGUCAGAGUAACAUUCCCAAGAUAUGUGUCCCACCGUACACCAUCGACGUAAGGCAACCAUCCAAAGACCCAACAAUCGAUACGAUUUCCACCGAUAAGGCCAGAUUUUCCAAAGAAACAACAUUCCGCAAUCUACGGCCGGGACGGAUCGUGUGCAGAUCAACGAACGAAAGAACAUCCAACAUCAAAGCACCGUUGCACUGGGCAGAGAACGUCAUCGGACGCUCCUCGAAAUAUUCUACGCUGUAACCAGACUACAAGAAGCGGUAUUUAAAUGCUUGGAGUUAGGAUGCUGAUGCUGCACUAUAGCAAACACGGUGAGUGCAUACUCCAGGAAAUAGGGGCUGCAUUUCGAGGGGAACAUGCGACGGACCUGCUGCUAAUCUGUGAUGGCAAGGAGACAGUGCGUGCACACAAACUUGUACUGGCGGCCGCCAGUCCCCUGAUUCGAAUGAUCCUCGAGGAGACACCUGUGUUGGAGGGCGAAACCACAGUUUACUUCCCUGACGUGCAAGUUUGCUACUUUCGCUUGCUGCUCGAUUUCCUGUACUCCGGUCAGGUGUACGUGCCCGCCAGCGAGGUACGCCAUUUGCAAGAUCUCUUAGCCUUACUUCAAAUCAAGCCCAGUAUAUGGAAAAACUCCGAGAACAGCAACGAUCGUGGUAUGCAGAAAUCGGUACCACUGGUGGAUAUUAAUCGAAAUGAAGGCCUGGGUCCGAACGAUCGUCGACAGAGGCGAGCCAAGAGCCAAGAACUGCUGGACUCACAGCACGUCGGUUAUCCUGCCGGUAUGACGCCCCACAACAUUAUUGUCAAAAGCGAACGCCAUUCAGUUGGCAGCUCGGAGGAUGGGGCAUUGGACGGUGAGGAUGCCGACUAUAUGGACGAGAUAGAGGAGGCCAUCAUCGAGAGCAAUAACAACGUACAACCCAUAGUCAGCAGCCAACAAGAUGAUGACAAUGGCGGUGGUGCUGUUGGUGCUAGUGGCGAAGGUACCAGUGGAAGCGUAGGAUUCGCUAUAGAAGGCGUGGGGGAUGGUAGAGAAGGAGGAGGAGGAGGAGGAGGAGGAGGAGGAGGAGAAGGAGAAGGAGGAGGAGGAGGAGGAGAAGAGGAAGAAGUAGAAGAAGAAGAAGGACAUAUAGAAGUAGAAGGAGGAGAAGAUGGAGAAGGCGAGGGAGGUAGUGGUGCAGGAGGUGAAGGAAGAAGAGAAGGAGUAGAAAGCAGUGGCGGAGAAGGUGGUGGAAGAGGAGGAGGAGGAGAAGGAGGAGAAGAAGGGAGAAUAGAUGAAGGCGCGGGAGUAGUAGCGACAGGAGGUGGAGCAGGCGAUGAAGGCGGAAGUACAACAGGAGAUGUACGAAGUGAAUCGGGUAGCAGUAGAAGUGGAGCUGAUGUGCUGCAUCCGGACUCGUUGCGCUCGUCUGCCUUCGUCCGCCAGUCGGCAAGGACUAGGCACAGUGCGGCCCGUAGUGGCAGCACCUGCGAUGCUCUGGAAGAGGAUGAUGAUUUCGAGCUGGAUGUAGAGGAUCGCGAGAUGGUGGAUAAAGAGAUAACGCAGAGUGGUGCUGUUAGUGGGGUACAGCGGACCGAGCCGAUCCGCAAUCGGAGGCGCAGCUCGUCUGAUCCUGUCAACCUGUCGAUCGUGAAGCAGCAACAGCAGGAUGUCGAUUCGGACGAUGCCAACAUAGACGUGGAAACGAUCAGCAAUGCACCAACGAAGAACCUAUUGCCACCCCGAUAUCUGGAUCCAUUUCGCACCAAACGGAAAGCGUACUACAUCCACUCGGACACCGAGUCAUUGAAGCCGAGUCUUGAACACGAACUACUGCACGGAUCACCGGAUAACUACGUCGUGACACCGCACCGGAAGCGUCGUCCCGGCUUUCACAAUUCGCCGGCCCAAAACCCGCCGUUCGUGCCAAGCUACCUGGAGGACCUGCGAACUCGCAAGUGUUUCCUCUCUGCACCAGUAUCGUUCUUGCCGGAUAACAGGCCCCCAUCUCCCGCCACCGCUCGUACUUCUGACCACGGAGGGACCAGCCUCGGAAACAAUCAUUCGCCCACCCACAACAACAACAACAACAACAACAACAACAACACCAAUAACAACAACCGGCGUCCUCCGAGCACCGACAACAAGCUGGCAGUGGCUCCCUUCGUGUAUCCUUGGCCAACGGCGGCUCUAGCAGCGUUGCCCGGUGGCCCAGCAGAUCUGCUAACCGUUCCGUACCUGCACGCGGCCAGCGCCAACACCGACACUAGUCCAGCCGAGUUAAUACAGCAGAUGAAGAACUUCGAGAACAGCCAAGCUGCGGAAAUGCUGAGCGCCCGUUCGGGAGCCACCGGUGGUGCCAGUGUCGCUGGUAGCGGUGGGAGCAGCGGCGGCGGCGGAAGCAUAGGAGUAAGCAGUCUUUCCGGUUCGGGUUCUGGACCAACAGUGGUCGGCAGUGGUAAUACACCAGUCCGGGAGUACCGCUGCGAGUACUGCGGCAAGCAGUUCGGCAUGUCCUGGAACCUCAAAACGCAUCUGCGUGUGCACACGGGAGAAAAACCGUUUGCCUGUCGACUCUGUGUGGCGAUGUUCAAACAAAAGGCCCACCUGCUGAAGCACCUGUGUUCGGUGCAUCGGAAUAUUAUCAACUCUCCCGAAUCCGGUGGCCGCUAUACUUGUUGCUUCUGUACGCUGUACUUUGAAACACUGCAGGAACUGGUGCGGCAUCUGUCCGGGCACCAUAACAACUUGCUUCUGAGCAAAAACUUGCAUGAAUGAUACAUGGUGCCUCCGGGGGUAAUGGCUGCUACUGCUACUGCUGCUGCCACGACGACGACAACGACGACGAGUAUCGUCGACAACGAGAGACUUCGUUCGAAUCACAGCAAUCCACGGUCGGUUGCUAGUCGACAUCAAGAUGCUGCAGAGCAAAACUUCCUCCGGCGCUACUACGAACUUCAUCCUUUGCAUCAUCAUCGGCUGGAGCUAUACGCAACACUUUGAUGGAUGAAACCGUGGCGCUAACUGAAAGCAAAGCUACUAAUCGAACAUGGAUACCAUAUCGAAGCAUGGUAUUUGUGGAGGAUCGCGAUGGUCGAUCAAUGUACAAGUGCAUCUGGUGGCCGAGUUUUGCAUUGAUUUUCCCUAGGAAGAUUAAACCGGUCAAAACUCGUGUCUCGCACUUUUGACGAUCCUUUGGUACCCGCGUCUAAGGCCUUGGGCAAGGUUUUUCACCUAUGUACCUUUGGUUGCAUCCCACUGCACCGACCCAUAUACUUCUGCUUGUGAAUGUGUCUCAUUAAUCUAUAGUUAGGAUUGGACUGUAUGGGUGUGUGUGUCUAUGUGUGUGUGUUGUGUGUGUGUCGUUUAUUGAUCCCAUAAACACACAUAAAAGACACUCAAUGCAUUCUGGGAUACUUGUGUAUACGCGCAGCAAUUGCAAUCGUAAUGGCAUUCAGAUUCGUUUGUCAAUUGCAAUAAUGCAGCACAAUCAAGAUAGCCAGAUCAAUUUGCACAAAAAUGCAGAGUGAUAAAAUCUUUGGAAAAUACUCCUAUUCUAUUUCCAGCUGUUCGCUUCUCCGCUCAAAACUCCGCUCAAGCCAUCCUGCCCUCCCUUGUGCACCCCCAGAUACCCCUUUUCUAAAGAAAGCAAUUCGUAACUUCCCGCAAUCAUUACACCGAUAACACAGAUCUGCUAGCUGGGGGAUACACGUAUGAUUAAAAUGCCUAUUACACUUUAUGCAGAUUCCAAAUGAUUUUAGUCCCUAACAUUUACUCAUUUUAUUUACUUGAAAUUCAUUUACUCCCAUGUUGUUCGCUUUCUUUAAAUUCUAUCCUUUAAACACUGUAUCAAUUAAAUCGCUUCCCUUCUUCAACCACCACCUUCACCACCAGCUCAUUUGCACAUUGCACCUCCCCUCCUGCUCAUCUUCGUUUACCUGAGGCGCCAGAUGCGGUCCAUGGCAUCCCUUACCCAUGAGAGAUAUUUUGCAAUAUCAUGAUCAACACGCUUCUAAAGAGUAGUUGGUGUAAUUUAUUAAGUAUUUUGUUGUUUUUAAAUGAUUUUUAUGCGCCACUGCAUUCUGACACAAUUCCCUAUUCGUUUUCUAUCCGUUUUAUUGUGAGCAUCCUUUUGAGCCCUUGACCUUCGCCGAUGGUCCUUACUUCCGUAAUCCGUUUCGUCUUUGGUGAAACAUUAAUUCCCAUUAAUAUUGUACUACUAUAACAUAUAGAGCUUUUGAUAGUAAGAACUUACGAACUUAUCGUAACUUAUCCGCUAACAACGCUGCUUUGUCCAUCAUCCGUCGUGUGUUUGUUCUUGCAUGAUGGGCACGCAACACCACCGUCUCGAACGCAAUUCUUACUUAUGUAAAAAUUAUGUUACACGCGGGGAAGUUACUUAGAACUAAGAAUGAAUUGCCGUGAUUCACAACAUGCGUCGCGGAGCAAGAGAAACAAUUAAAGUGGAUGCUGGAAGGAUGGUAAGCACAUGUGAAACUAUAGAUUAUGCUAUCGACGCAUACCCACCACAAAUUGUUAGUUGCCGACCGAUUAGUAGCCCAUCUAUCCUUCCGUGUCUCAUUCCCCUUUGUCACUUUCCUUCUCUGUGUCUGUGAUGUUUACAUAUUAUUUUCACAUAAUUCAUAUUAAGACAUCAAUCUUCUCCACCGGAUCAUGUAUAUUUACCAUCAGAAAAUACCAAAAAUGAAAUCCGAUAGAAAGGCUCACCACAGUUACAUGCAGUGUAUCAUGUUUUCUUCUCCUUGAUUUCGUUGCCUUUCGUUGCGCGUAACAAUGUUACAAACAAAUCGAAGGGGUGGGUUCGGUAUUGUGGCAAGAUCAUCGAUAGUAGUAAGAUUUGCGACAAUUAUUAAUGCAUAAGGUUUGUUGUUAAGACUAAUCGUAACUGCGCAUCGAUCGAGCGAAAAACAGAAACCAGACGCAAAGUCCAAUUUAUAAAGCACUUCGUGUCGUUUGAUGCAAAACCGAGGAUCGAGUUGCUUUGUUAUAUUGUAGUAAACUGAUGGUACAAAUUAUGAGCGUAGUGCAAGUUAGUACAGUUAUUAGUCGUGCUACGGAAUAUUCAAUUGAUAUUUUGUGUUCUGAUAUUCUAAUUGAACCCAGCGUUAAAACGUUAGAACUUAUGACAAUGGACAACCGAUAGGCAAAUCUCACACACUCAUCAUUCCGUUCGCGUUGUUGGCGAAUUUCAGAGCAGCAUGGACACAAUAUGUGGACAGGACACUGCAGUUAGACCGAUUGUCCAUUCUUAUCGAGACGGUCGGUGUUCAACCGAGUCACACAGUCCAUUUUUCCAUUUACCCUCUGCUUCAUAGCAAUUCGACCUUACGCGAACUAGUACUCAUCUAGCAAAACAAAGAGAACAACUAAAGACAUUCGAUUUUAAUAGGAGUUCAGCGCAAAAGGCACAACAUGUAUGGUAAUAGAUAGAUUACUUUCUUAACGGAGUUAGUAGGUAAGGAAUGGUGAAGAUCAAGCCUGGCCCGAAUGUAAUCCCACUCAGACCAUAACCAAAAUUGCGGGAGGCUUUUCGAAGCGAAAUCUUCGCCAGCAUCGUCACGCGAUGGGAUUGAAUUAACGUUAUGUAGUGCUGGACACUGCAUGAAAAGCAAAUUUCUAACUAUUAUUUGGAAUUUUCAUAAAACUACACGCCAUAUGUUUGGAGGGACACGUGAGAAGCCUACACUCUCAGCCGAUUAACCUGAAAAGGAACGGAUUGCCGCUGGUAGGGUAGAUUGCCGUGAACCGUUUCGUAAAUAAAUGGUCACCAUUUCAAAAGAAGCCUACUCCGAACACUUUGGCACACAUUAUUUAAGUGUGAACUGUGUGAAGACACGUGCAACUAGACCACACUUUGCUUGGUUCCACCACCUUUGCUGCAGUUUUGCUUUUAAUUUACAACUUUCCUAUAUGGUGUAUAGUUUUCCCUCCAGCUCAUGUGCAGUAUUCCGUCUGUCCAUCCAAGCUAAUGCACAAUAUUUUGUAACGCUCCAGAAGAAGUAUUGGAUUCCGAACUUCUAGCUAGAUGGUUUCAGAGGUUAGAAAGCGAACCAGAAGGGCAAUAAAAAAACCCCCUAAACAACGAACAAAAUCAAAAGAGAAACGGAAUAUGAAGUAAAAAAGCCAAUUUAAGACAAUUUUUCUGUAAAAAAGACAAGUUUAGAUGAUAAAAGUGAACGUUGUGAUGACAUAGGUCCUUUAGGAAUAUGUUCGAGAAAAAUAUUUUCCAAUCCUAUUAAAACGAUUCGUGUUCAGCUUAAUGUUUAAGGGGCAAGCACUAGAUUUAGAAAUGUGAAGAAAAAAAAAACAAAAAAAGGAAAUUGCUAGCAUCGAUAAGAGUUUCUAUUCACACUUAAGUACAGACUGUAGUGUCUAGUAAGAUCCCUCUUAUCCUAUCUUUCCAUUGUCUAGAUUUUUUUAUUGUAUCUUUCUUCAUUCUUUGUGUUGUUCUGCAUCCUUAAACUUAAGAAACCGUAUUUUUCCAUUAUAUAGUAUAGUGGAAGGUGUACAUAUAGCGAAAUAGUAGCAAAAAGCAGAAAACGCCUGAUGUGUAGAAAUGUAUUAUUUAAUAAAUGCUUAAUGAAUCGAA
Anopheles darlingi is the source of this 7577-nucleotide messenger RNA. RefSeq names its product transcription factor Ken 1 (gene ken). Gene Ontology annotation, molecular function: protein binding; DNA-binding transcription factor activity; RNA polymerase II cis-regulatory region sequence-specific DNA binding. The record is from RefSeq and is a predicted model, not a curated record. Lineage: Eukaryota; Metazoa; Arthropoda; Insecta; Diptera; Culicidae. The coding region runs from base 1253 to 3745 and encodes 830 amino acids. Gene Ontology annotation, cellular component: nucleus. The transcript has 8 exons. Gene Ontology annotation, biological process: regulation of transcription by RNA polymerase II.